AUGGAGCAAGCCUUCAGAGAAAGCAACGCAUUACAAAGACAACGUGCCAAGACGGCCUAUGCUGCCCUACGUCAGGGUGAUCAGCUGUUUGACGCUUUCUGGGCCGACUUCACGCGUUUGGCGUUACAGAUUGGUAAGUCUACCCAGGAUCAGUAUAAGAACCUGCAAGAGAAGAUGUUCGCCGAACUCCUUCGCGAACUGAGCAGUCUAAGACCCAGCACCAGACGUCUAGAGAGAGGCGCCCCUCCUGCGCCAGCUAGAAAUACGCCAGAUAAGACAGUGUAUCCGUCCCCCUUGGCCCUGACAGCAGGCCUACUACAACGUUCUCCCUCUCCCGGCCAGGCCACUAGGUUGAAACUGAAGCGCGUAAGCUUUAAGAAGGACGAUACAGUAACCUGCUUCUACUGCAACAAGCCUGGCCAUUUGAGACCUGACUGCCCUGACCUUCACGUUAAUAAGAUUGAAGAGGCAGAAUCUGACUUCGGAGAUGAGUCUUCUGGCCCUGACGAGAAACCUGCUGAGUCAGAAAACGAGAUGCCUUAG
Endocarpon pusillum Z07020 is the source of this 543-nucleotide messenger RNA. RefSeq lists its product as uncharacterized. NCBI's taxonomy places the organism in Eukaryota, Fungi, Ascomycota, Eurotiomycetes, Verrucariales, Verrucariaceae. Gene Ontology annotation, molecular function: nucleic acid binding; zinc ion binding. The coding region runs from base 1 to 543 and encodes 180 amino acids. The transcript has 2 exons. The record is from RefSeq and is a predicted model, not a curated record.